Dermacentor albipictus is the source of this 2831-nucleotide messenger RNA. RefSeq names its product neuropeptide receptor 15-like. Lineage: Eukaryota; Metazoa; Arthropoda; Arachnida; Ixodida; Ixodidae. The record is from RefSeq and is a predicted model, not a curated record. Gene Ontology annotation, molecular function: G protein-coupled receptor activity. Gene Ontology annotation, cellular component: plasma membrane. Gene Ontology annotation, biological process: G protein-coupled receptor signaling pathway.
GCGCGAGCGCCGAGUCGAGCGCGGCGCGGCUCAGUGCUGCGCCGACCGCGGUGUUGGACCCGACGCCCUUUCGAACGGUGCGGCAGGGGUGAGCGACGGGCCGUCAAAGAGUCCGACGACAGGCGCGCUCGAACACCUGCGGAGGGAGUUUGUUUCCUUCGCACGAUUGCCAAAGAGUUUGUUUCCGCUCUAUGACAGUUUUUUCCUUCUUAUUGCUUUUUUUUGGUACCCGCUGUCUGCCAAGGACUGCUGCCACUGCGGAAGUGGGUCUCAUUUUCGGCGUUGUGAUUCAGCCGUUGGAAGCUUGUGUGAAGAUUUUGCUGUGAAAAGGGAGGAAGAAAAAAAAAUGGAAGGUUGGGCGAAAAUUUUGUUUCUUCCGCGAAGUCUUCCGGCAAAGGCCUGAGGUAGGGACACUGCUACAUCGCUCCCGCAGGAGUAAGGGUGAUGCCCAACGCCCUGUUGACCUAUACUUUCCACUGUCGUAGUCAAGCGGUACACCGCCUGCACAAGCAUUGCCUGUUCAAGGCUUCUCACUGUGUCUGGCGUGCCCGGAUUCGUCAUUGAAAGAAUCGGUCUCGACGAAUGAGUGGAGGAGCGCAAGCAAAUUCUUGAGACACUGCUCGCACGCCACUCGAUUCUCCAUGUCUCCGACCGAGAGCAUGCUACUGGAGGUCUCCUCGCCGACUUUCAUCGUGAACGGAACCCUGCCAAGCGUGUCUAUGGCAGCGGAGGAACCUGUGGCAUCGCCUGCCACAAUCGCCACGCUCGCCUCGCUAUUCGCCGCCAUCGGCAUUUCGGGGGUGCUGGGCAACGCGUUCGUGGUGUGCGCCGUCCUGGGCGACAGAGACAUGCGCAGUUCGGUGACCAACCUGUUCAUCCUGAACCUGGCACUCAGCGACCUCACCAUUCUGCUGGCCUGCGUGCCGGACAUCGUGCUCUUCAUCCGGAACCGCGGCUGGGAGCUGGGCUUGGGCCUGUGCCGCACGCUGCGCUUCAUCGAGGUCAUGGCCCUCUACGCCUCGGUGAUGACUCUGGUCAGCGUCUGCGUCGAGCGGUACGUUGCCAUCGUGCACCCGAUGCGGGCCCACCUGCUCUGCUGUCGCAAGCGGGUUAGACUGGUCAUCGGCGCGCUGUGGCCUCUGUCGGCACUGCUGGCGGCGCCAAACCUCGUCUACCACGAGAUACACGGCGUCAGACCUGGGUUUGCACCGUGUGUCAUGCACUUCCCCUCCUUCGAAGCGUUCGUGUUGUUCAAGUACGCCGAGUUCCUACUCUUCUACCUUCUGCCACUCGUGAUUCAGUGCGUGUUGUACACCAUCGUGGGCCUACGGCUGUUCAGCGCGGAGUCGUUCCGCUCAAUGGCACCGGCCGUUGGUCGUGAGAAGUACGCGCGGUCGGUCAAGGCCCGUCGCGGUGUCAUCAAGAUGUUGGUGGCCGGAGUGGCCGUGUACUUCAUCAGCUUUUCGCCUCAUCAGGUCUUGCUUCUCUACAACACGCUUUCAAGUCAACGUUUCGAAGAGACCUGGACGUACCUAAUCAUCGUCAACAUGAUGGCCUACACGUCGUCAGCUUGCAACCCGCUGCUCUACAGCGUGUUCAGCCACAAGUUCCGCUCCAAGUUCCUCGCCAUCCUAGGAAUGCACAGGAGACGAGUUGUCCGAGGAUCGGGGAUGGCGUCGUCCAACAAGAAAAGCGACGCCAGGCGCUGGUCCUCGUCGCCCAUCACACGUGGAGGCGUCGGCGGCCAGUCCUGCAAGACAUCGCUUACGCAGGUGUGACGUCUGCGCAGUUCGGUCCUCAAGAGGCCGACGUGGGUGUGACGAAACACGGUGGCGUCAUGGGCGUGGCCACCAAUAAACGGCUGCGGCGGAAUGAACUGGGACUGAAUCUGCCGAGGUUAUACAUCGGUGCACAGAUUUUGAGACCUAACUUUGGGAGAUAUCGCGGAGGCAGGCUGGGUGGCGAUGUGAAGAUGUAGUGCGCACGCUCUGUGUCGACGGGGCGUUCCCUCCAAGCGACGUCGACAAGCUACACAAGGAACGAAGUUAUCAGGAAUUGUCGAACAAAGAAACUCAUUAGAGCCACCAUUUCGACAAGGAUGACUGUCUUUGCCAGAGCAGCAACUGGUUGCCUACCUGAAAUAGACGACAUUCCUUGUCGAAACGGGGAGUCUAAUGGCGUUCUCUGUUCGGCCAAUGUCAAUCAGUGCAAGCAUUCAUCUGUCUGUGAGCUCUUAUCUUACAAUGAAGAAAGUGUUUUGUUUUCUUUUUGACCGGUUGUAUAGGAGCCAGCAAUUCAUUUUCAGGACAGAGAGAAGACCUUUGCAGCUCAAGUUUAGUGAGUCACGUAUGUUUGGCGUUUGACAAAGCCCGGUGUGAGAUCAACGCUGCACUUGCGUUGAAGAGUGUAUUGCGGGAAAGUCUGUGUGAAGGUGAUGUUGAACACAAAACAGCCUAUUUUCGAUCGUCGGAGGUAUCAUAAUACCUUCGAUGCAUUACAUGCCAGCGAAAGCGUCAAUUUAAUAAAUUUGUGCAUACUGAUGGGCAUGGGUACAGUUUGAAUAUUUACGUCGACGUUGUUUCUGUGGCUCACAAAUAAAAGAAAAAGUGAAAAAGAAAAUUAGUUUUCAAAGGAACUUCCCGUUUGCGUGCGUUUUAAAGUGGAAAGCAUGUUUAACUUUUAUGUGAAUGUGAGUGUAGUGUUCAUCAUUGUAAAGCAUUAAAUUACUCUCGCAUCGUGCCACAGACAUGUGUGCUUUCUCUACUGUGUUAUAUGUGCUCUUAACUGUAUCUCAUUACUUGCAGUACUCGUUUUUAACAAUGUUAUCUUCG